Rosa rugosa (rugosa rose) is the source of this 1573-nucleotide messenger RNA. RefSeq lists its product as uncharacterized. The record is from RefSeq and is a predicted model, not a curated record. The transcript has 5 exons. NCBI's taxonomy places the organism in Eukaryota, Viridiplantae, Streptophyta, Magnoliopsida, Rosales, Rosaceae. The coding region runs from base 493 to 1371 and encodes 292 amino acids.
AUCAACAACCUACUCUUGUUUGCUUAGAGGUUAUAAUACCUUGUAUACAAAAACAACAAAUAUCCUUAGGGAAAAUAAAACUAAUACUAGCAAGUUUUUAUGUGCCAUUGUUUUAUUCUGUUUCUGAUUCUGAGCUGCCUCCCUCCUUGUUCCUCUUCAACACCAUUUCCUACCUCACCCGCUUAGAUCGGAUCUAUUCUCUUCCCCCUUCACCACUUUCACCUUUAAUUUCAUCUGACGCCACCUGUUUCCUCCCUUUCCAUCAUCCCCAGUAAAAUUUACAGAAACCAAAAACCCCCCAUUAACCAAAAAAAAAAUAUUGAUUUUUUUUUACUUUCUGUUCCACCAACAUCAUCAACAAACACAGAGCAACGUAAACGAGAGUCGAAUACAGAAACAGGGGAGGACCCGUUUCAGGUCUUUGAUGCCUGAACAAUACCCAGUUUUGCUUUUUCUGUAUUGUGGCUGGGAAUCCAAACUGGGUCUGCGUUAAUGGGCAAUGUAACGUCUGGUGUGGCUGCAAAGUUUGCGUUCUUUCCACCAGACCCGCCGACCUAUGAUGUGUCGAAGGACGAAGGAGGGAAGCUUGUGUUCUCUGGAGUCUCGGGAGAUAAGAACAUGGAUGUGCAUUUGGUUGAGACCAAAGGAGGAAACAAAGUCGUUGCCACGUUUUGGAAGCACCCUUUUGCCAGGUUCACCAUUCUUUACUCGCAUGGCAAUGCUGCUGAUUUGGGUCAGAUGCAUGAGCUCUUCAUUGAGCUCAGGGCUCACCUCAGGGUUAAUAUCAUGAGCUAUGAUUAUUCAGGAUAUGGAGCAUCCAGCGGUAAGCCAUCUGAGUUCAACACCUAUCAUGACAUAGAAGCUGUGUACAAUUGCUUAAAGAGCGAAUAUGGAGUAAAGCAAGAAGAUUUGAUACUUUACGGCCAAUCUGUUGGAAGUGGACCAACACUGCACAUGGCUUCUCGGUUAAAGAGGUUGAGAGCUGUUGUUCUUCAUAGUGCAAUCCUUUCAGGCAUACGAGUCUUGUAUAAUAUCAAAGUGACAUUUUGGUUCGACAUUUUUAAAAAUAUAGACAAAAUACGGCAUGUCACCUGUCCGGUUUUAGUUAUACAUGGAACAGAAGAUGACAUUGUUGAUUUGUCCCAUGGGAAGCGUUUAUGGGAACUCGCCAAGGAAAAAUAUGACCCCUUAUGGGUCAAGGGCGGAGGCCAUUGCAACCUAGAGACGUAUCCAGAGUACAUUAAGCACUUACGCAAGUUCAUAAAUGCCAUGGAGAAACUCUCACUCUCGAAUCAAACGAAGAAAGAACUCACUUCUACCCCAAGUAUUGAAUUAAAACACAACAAGUGCUUGAGAUUUGGAAAGAAAUAGCUGGUUAUUUUUUACAUCAUUUGAGAAGUAUUAGGGAUUGUAAACAGAGAAUCCCACUGCAGUGUGAUCCUAUCUCCACUAAUAGCUACAAUUCCUUGUAUCAUGAACCGAGUGUUUGCCGGAGCUAUCAAGCUUGGUGUUUUUCUUGGUAGAUUAACGGAUAGGAAUCAUGCAUAGAGUGUUUGAUCUAGUUGUUCUUUCA